Xenopus laevis (African clawed frog) is the source of this 1304-nucleotide messenger RNA. RefSeq names its product VENT homeobox 2, gene 1 L homeolog (gene ventx2.L). Gene Ontology annotation, biological process: neuron projection morphogenesis; regulation of DNA-templated transcription; regulation of transcription by RNA polymerase II. Gene Ontology annotation, molecular function: DNA binding; sequence-specific double-stranded DNA binding; DNA-binding transcription factor activity, RNA polymerase II-specific. The transcript is spliced from 3 exons. The coding region runs from base 62 to 1075 and encodes 337 amino acids. The record is from RefSeq and is a predicted model, not a curated record. Gene Ontology annotation, cellular component: nucleus. Lineage: Eukaryota; Metazoa; Chordata; Amphibia; Anura; Pipidae.
CCUCCCUGUCCUCAUUCCAACAUCUCUUCACCUAAAGAACACAAGGACUAAUACAGACAAGAUGACUAAAGCUUUCUCCUCUGUUGAAUGGCUUGCUCAAAGCAGCCGCAGAUCUCACAGAGAGCAGCCAAGCAAAGUGGAUCAGAGAUAUUCACCGUACCCCAGGCCAUCCCUGCCUUCCUGGAACAGUGAUGUGUCCCCUUCUUCAUGGAACAGCCAACUAUCUCCAGAUCCAGACAGUGCCCAAGUCUCACCAUGCCCUGUGAGUGCACAAGUAUCUCCAUAUUCCUCAGACAGUGAAAUAUCACUGUAUUCACAUGAAGAAGAAGCCUCUUUCUAUGGAAUGGACUUUAAUACAUCAUCAUCCCCUGGAGACAAUGGAUUGCUACACAGGGACACAACCUCAUACUCCAGAGGAAUGGAGGCCAUGUCGGCCAGCACUCCAGCAACAUCACCUGUGAAAGGGGCACAACCUGUUGAUUCCGCCUACAGCACUAGCACUGACUCAGGCUAUGAAAGUGAAACGAGUCGAUCCAACUCUACAGCCCCUGAAGGAGAUGCCUCCGUAUCUCUGAGUCCCAAUGAUACCUCAGAUGAAGAGGGCAAGAUGGGCCGAAGGUUGAGGACGGCUUUCACCAGUGAUCAGAUCUCCACUCUGGAGAAGACUUUUCAGAAACACAGAUACCUUGGGGCGUCUGAAAGACGGAAACUCGCAGCCAAACUCCAGCUUUCUGAAGUCCAGAUUAAAACUUGGUUCCAGAACCGCAGGAUGAAAUACAAACGGGAAAUCCAAGAUGGCAGACCAGACUCAUACCACCCAGCCCAGUCCUUUGGUGUGUACGGCUAUGCACAGCAGCCCACUCCUGUAUUCCAGCAUGCAGUCCAACAUCCCUACCCAGGUUAUAACCCACUAAUGGAAACCCUGCCUGGUACCAUGCCCUAUACCAUGCAUUCUCCUGCCAUGGACUCUCUGACUCCCUUCAACUCUCAACCUUUUCAGAUGCUCUACCUGCCCCAACAGCACCUUGGGCAACCUCUGACCUAUCAGGAAGAAAGGCCAUUUGUUAGAUAUUAAUCUAGAAUUUAUAAAAGGACUAUACUAAAGGCUGGACUUUUCCAUGGACUUCUGUCCUCCCGCAGGACAAACAAAAUUGCACUGAAUAUUGUUAUUGACAAGAUGUUUACUGAAUGGAUGGCUAAUAUUGGGCCAUGUGUUAUGUUAUUGACAUGAUUUUAUUCACAUUGAAUAGUGGCGUGUAUAUUCUAUGAAAAAUACCAUGACUAAUAAAUGUAAGUUAUAUUUA